AUGUCACAAGAAACGCUAACAAUUCCAGUUGAAUUCUUGGUGGGUAAAAUCAGUAAAAAUCAAAGUCUAGUUUUCACCAAUAUAAUCAAUGAUCUUCGUGAAAAUCUACCACCAGCUAUGAAAUAUCAUUUUCAACAAUCUCAUGGUGUCGAUUGGGCUUAUCCAGUAAAUGAACCUGAACCAUGGAAUACAAUUACAAUUUUUCGAUUAUUGGAUCGUUUCUGGUUUACUACCUUCUCUGAUGUGUUUCAAAACUCUCGUACGAUGAACGAGAUUAUUAUUAACACGAAAGAGAUUCUUGGUAAAUGGUAUAACGAACCUAUAACUGUUCGUGAGCAACCAUAA
Messenger RNA from Entrophospora sp. SA101, 345 nucleotides. The record is from the annotation of a GenBank genome assembly. Lineage: Eukaryota; Fungi; Glomeromycota; Glomeromycetes; Entrophosporales; Entrophosporaceae.